This is a messenger RNA of Sinocyclocheilus grahami, 423 nucleotides long. Its product is annotated as low-density lipoprotein receptor-related protein 1-like. The record is from RefSeq and is a predicted model, not a curated record. The coding region runs from base 58 to 423 and encodes 121 amino acids. The transcript has 2 exons. NCBI's taxonomy places the organism in Eukaryota, Metazoa, Chordata, Actinopteri, Cypriniformes, Cyprinidae.
UGCUUUGUAUGGUGUAAUACUGACCUCACAACCUCGUUUCCUCUGAAUAAAAACUGUAUGUUGUGUAUCUGCAGAGCCAAAGGCUUUCAGCAUCAGAGAAUGACAAAUGGCGCUAUGAAUGUUGAGAUUGGGAACCCAGCCUAUAAAAUUUAUGAAGGAGAGCAAGAUGACGACGUUGGAGAAUUGUUGGAUGCUGACUUCACACUGGAUCCUGACAAACCGACCAACUUCACAAAUCCUGUGUAUGCUACUCUGUACAUGGGAGCUCACAACAGCCGCAACUCCCUGGCCAGUACAGAUGAGAAGAAGGAGCUGCUAUCACAGGGGGACGAGGAGCCCGCACAUGACAUUUACAAGAAGGGUUAUUAUAUCCAUAACUCGGUGUCCUUGAGCAAGCAUGGCAGAUGGCACAUUUUGAGAUGA